Strongylocentrotus purpuratus (purple sea urchin) is the source of this 975-nucleotide messenger RNA. RefSeq names its product 26S proteasome non-ATPase regulatory subunit 9 (gene psmd9). The transcript is spliced from 6 exons. The record is from RefSeq and is a predicted model, not a curated record. Lineage: Eukaryota; Metazoa; Echinodermata; Echinoidea; Camarodonta; Strongylocentrotidae. Gene Ontology annotation, cellular component: nucleus; cytoplasm. Gene Ontology annotation, biological process: proteasome regulatory particle assembly. Gene Ontology annotation, molecular function: protein binding. The coding region runs from base 20 to 634 and encodes 204 amino acids.
UUUUUGUAGACAUUUAAAAAUGGCAGCCUCCAGUGUUGAAGCGAGAGAGCAUGCACAAAAUUUGAUUGCCAAGAAAGAUGAAAUGGAAGCAGAAAUUAAGGCUUUGUUCGAGGUUUUAGAAUCUCAAAGUGGAGUUGGUAUGACCGGGCCAUUGAUUGACGAGGAGGGCUACCCUAGGAAUGAUAUUGAUGUUUACUCAGUAAGAACAGCCAGGCAUGAGAUCAUAUGUUUGCAAAAUGACCACAAAGCUCUGAUGGUAGAGAUAGAACAGGCUCUACACACACUACAUGGUAUUGAGAGACAACAAAGAGAACAAGGUACUUACAAUCCCAUUGCAAACGGGUCCAGUAAUGGAGCUGCUUCAAUCCCAUUUGCUAAAGUGGACCUGGUUUCACAAGGAUCUCCUGCAGAGAAAGCUGGUGUAUGUGUUGGGGACAGAAUCACAGAGUUUGGUUCGGUGACCUCUGCAAACUUCAAGAGUAUCAGAGACAUAGCUCCAGUAGUGCAGCACAGUCAGGGGAAAGCUGUCCGUAUUGUAGUCCUGAGAGAGGAGGAUAAAGUGGUCAUCUCCCUGACCCCACAAACAUGGAGUGGUAGAGGUCUCCUUGGGUGCAACAUCAUUCCAAUCAGAUAGACAGAGGUGGAGUCCAGGAUUGUAAAAAGAACUCUGUGAAAAGAACUUUGAAUGUUCAUGUAGCAUCCCUCCUUAGUUCUAAGUGAUCCAAGACCUGGGAGUGAUUCAUGUCCUGCACUGUCCUUCAAAUAUUCCAAGCAUCUUCGUCUUGACCAACAGCCUCAGACAUCUACUCCUGGAUGAUCACCUUCCUCGGACAACUACCCCUUCUGGACACCAUGCCCACAUGGAAAAGCUAUUCAUCAUAUCAAAGGGUCAGUGACACAAAGAUGUAACUCCAUUUUGGCCAGUUUGAAAAAAGUGGUUUAUGUGUCACUGAGCACUUGGGCCUUGAGUUAAGU